Molecule: messenger RNA, 1596 nt
Organism: Rhodotorula graminis WP1
Lineage: Eukaryota; Fungi; Basidiomycota; Microbotryomycetes; Sporidiobolales; Sporidiobolaceae
Exons: 11
Coding region: 1-1596 (531 amino acids)
Biological process (GO): carbohydrate transport; transmembrane transport
Cellular component (GO): membrane
Molecular function (GO): carbohydrate:proton symporter activity
Source: RefSeq, a predicted model, not a curated record
AUGUCGGCUGGACCCGCUCCCUCGAAGGCGAUGGCGAUCAUCAUGUCGUGCUUCGCCGCCUUUGGUGGCUUCCUUUACGGCUACGACACGGGCAACAUCUCGGGCGUCAAGGAGAUGCCCUACUUCCUCGAGCUCUUCGGAGACGCUACCGGCAACCCCGACAAGCCCUUCGCCCUCCCAUCCGGCCGCGACUCGCUCAUCACCUCGAUCCUGUCGGCCGGCACGUUCGUCGGCGCCCUCCUCGCGUACCCGGUCGGCGACUUCCUCGGCCGUCGCUACGGCAUCAUGGCCUUCCUCGUCCUGUUCACCAUCGGCGUCGCGUGCCAGACUGGCGGCACCACCCUCCCGACGUUCGUCGUCGGCCGCGUCUUUGCCGGUCUCGGCGUCGGCGGCACGUCGUGCCUCGUCCCCAUGUACCAGAGCGAGUGCGCGCCCAAGGCCAUCCGCGGCGCCAUCGUCGGCGCGUACCAGUGGAUGAUCACUAUCGGUCUCCUCAUCGCCGCCGUCGUCGUCGACCAGACCAAGACGCGCAACGACCUCGGCUCGUACGCCAUCCCCAUCGGCAUCCAGUUCGCGUGGGCCCUCAUCCUUGCCACCGGUCUCGCCCUCCUCCCCGAGUCGCCCCGCUUCCUCAUUGCUGCCGGCAAGGACGAGGCCGCACAGCGCUCGCUCGCCCGCAUCCUCGCCGCCGACCCCGACUCGGACGUCGUCGCGUCCGAGUACGCCGAGAUCGCCGCCUCGGUCCACCACGUUCGCUCGCUCGGCUCGACGACGUACCUCGACUGCUUCAAGAACACGAACCGCAACCGCCUGCGCACGUUCAUCGGUAUCGCGCUCCAGGCGCUCCAGCAGCUCGUCGGCAUCAACUUUAUCUUCUACUACGGCACGACCUUCUUCCAGAACUCGGGCAUCAACAACCCGUUCCUGAUCACGAUCGCCACCAAUGUCGUCAACGUCGGUGCCACCGUCCCGGGUCUCUGGCUCACCGACAAGGCCGGCCGUCGCACCAUGCUCCUCGUCGGCGCUGUCGGCAUGGCUGUCUGCCACUUCAUCGUCGCCAUCAUCGGCACCGCGCUCCCGCAGUCGAACGAGGCCGGCCAGAAGGUCCUCAUUGCCUUCGUGUGCAUAUUCAUUGCAUUCUUCGCUGCCACCUGGGGCCCGAUCGCCUGGGUCGUCACCGGUGAGAUCUACCCGACUGCGACUCGCGGCAAGCAGAUGUCGAUGUCGACCGCGUCCAACUGGCUGUUCAACUUUGGCAUCGGCUACGCGACGCCGUACAUGGUCGACGACAAGCCCGGCUCGGCCGGCCUCGGCUCCAAGGUCUUCUUCAUCUGGGGCGGCGUCUCGGUCCUCGCCGCCUUCUUCGUCUUCUUCUUCGUCCCCGAGACCAAGGGCCUCUCGCUCGAGCAGGUCGACAUCCUGUUCCGCGCCAACGUCAACGCCGCUCGCUCGGGCAAGAUCCGCCGCGAGAUCCUCGAGUCGAACACGCACGACUCGGACACGGACGCGUACAAGACGGCUUUCAAGGAGGGUGGCGCCAAGAACCACGGCACGACCGAGAUGAACGAGGACGCCAAGAUGAGGGAUCUGGCGUGA